AUGCCUAUAGUUCCUGUUUCGUUGGAUGAUACGACACCUGGCCAACAAGAAAGUUCGCCACAGAAUGCACAUACACAAAGUCAAGACAUAGAAGAGUUGCCUCACCCACAAGCAGUCCACCGUGAUGCACCAUACCCUGAAAGACAUCAUGACUCAACUGGAUCUAAUCUUUCCUCAAUUAAAACCAAUACAGAAAAUGAGGAUGAAAGUUCAGAACUAAAACCAUUUCAGGGCCAUGAUAUAGAAAAAGGAAAUUCAAAAGAAGUCCAUCCAGAGUCAGAUUACGUCUACCCAAGAGAAGGUGAUGAAUUAAGCAGACAUGAAACAAACCCACAGUUAUCAAGAGAGCUCUCACGAAAAGUAACAAACACUACGUCUUUUCUACAACAAGAGUACGAUUAUGACGUGGGACUCACAUUGGGUGAAAACAUUCCAUUGCCGCCAAUGUUCCCAGACAGAACACCAUAUUGUGUAGCAUUUAAUGGGUUAAAUGAUCCUUAUCACCCUCAUAAUUAUCCACUUUGGAAGAAGCUAUUAUACAGUGCAUCAGUAGCCAUGGCAUCUUUGUCAGUUGCGAUAGGAUCAGCCAUGUUUUCUCAAGGAAGUCGUGAUUUGCAAGAAAUUUACCAUAUUGGGACAUCGGUUGCUACUUUGACUACUUCGUUGUUUGUGUUUGGGUUUGCUGCCGGUCCUAUCGUGUAUGGACCUUUGUCAGAGUUAUUCGGAAGAAAGCCAGUGAUGCUAGUUUCGUGUCUUGGGUAUGUCAGUUUUCAAUUUGGAUGUGCUGCUGCAAAAGACUUGCAAACCAUCAUGUUGUGUCGUUUCUUUUCUGGAUUAGUGGGGAGUGCACCUUUAGUGGUUGCACCAGCAGUAAUGGUUGAUUUGUAUAGAGCUAGGAUGAGAGGAAUAGCAAUGUCGGUGUUUGCAAGUGUGUUGUUUGGUGGUCCCAUGAUUGCCCCUGUGUUGGGUGGUUUCAUUGUCAAGAAUCAAAGCUUGGGUUGGAGAUGGACGUCUUACAUGUCUGCUAUCAUUGGUUGUUUGGCUUUGUUUAUGAACACAUUUUUUUUGCAAGAGACUCAUCAUCCUAUCUUGUUGAUGAGAAAAGCCGAGUUGUUGAGAAGAAAAACUGGUAAUUGGGGUAUUUUUGCUCCUCAUGAAGAAGUUUCCUUGAAUUUGAAUGAGAUUGUCAGAAACAACAUCAUGAGACCAUUGAGGUUCUUGUUUACAGAACCAAUCAUUUUCCUUGUCAGUAUUUAUAAUGCCUUCAUUUAUGGUAUGCUUUAUGCAUUCUUGACAGUUGUCCCACUUGUGUUUUCCGGUCGUUACCAUUGGUCUCAAGGUGUAUCCGAAUUGCCAUAUUUGUCUAUGUUGCUUGGUGUAUUUUCCGGUGGAAUUACAAUUGUGUACUUUGAAAUGUUAUUGAAUAAGAAAGUGGAUGCUGGGUUAAAGCCAACCCCUGAAGCUAGAUUACCACCAAUCAUGAUUGGUGGGUUUACUUUUGUUAUUGGUAUCUUUUGGCUAGGGUGGACUGGUGAUUAUGCUGAGCAUGUGCACUGGAUUGUGCCCGUCAUUGGUGCAUUCUUUGUUGGCAAUGGGUUAAUGUUGAUCUUUUUACCCACCAUGAACUAUAUUAUCGAUUGUUAUUUAUAUGUUGCUGCAUCUGCAUUGGCUGCAAAUGCCUUUUUGCGAGCUUCAUCUGGUGCCGCGUUUCCAUUGUUUGAUACACAAAUGUUUAACAACUUGACCAUCAAAUGGGCUGCCACAUUGUUGGGUUGCUUAGGCGCAUUGAUGAUCCCCGUACCAUUUUUGUUUUACAAAUAUGGAGGAUACAUUAGAAGCAAGUCAAAGUUUGCCAUGAAGUAG
Lodderomyces parapsilosis is the source of this 1863-nucleotide messenger RNA. RefSeq names its product MFS transporter. Gene Ontology annotation, molecular function: transmembrane transporter activity. Bases 1 to 1863 code for a protein of 620 amino acids. The record is from RefSeq and is a predicted model, not a curated record. NCBI's taxonomy places the organism in Eukaryota, Fungi, Ascomycota, Pichiomycetes, Serinales, Debaryomycetaceae. The transcript has a single exon. Gene Ontology annotation, biological process: transmembrane transport.